AGAGUGAAGUUAUUCAUUUUAAUUUUUGAAACUUGGAUGAGAACACACAUACAAAUACAUGUGAAAUGGCUCAAAGUUCUUGUUUGCAUUUAUUUUUAUGUAUUAGCAUAAUGCUUGUGUUUGCCUUAGAAAAGUUUUCAACUGCUUCCGACACCUGUCUUACACCUUUUGGCGCUUUACGUGACACAGCGCCACUAAGUGAAUGCAAAUCAAUGGUCGACUUUUUAAAUGAGUACGGUUUGAAAUUGACGCCGGUUCAGAGAAAAUUUGUUGAACUGAGUUUUAUGGAUCUCAAGAAGCGCAUCGUCUGCUGUGAUCCGAGUUUUGACCCUGUACGCGCUUUCAAAUCAGUCGGCACUGAGAUACUACGCAAUCAAGGAGAGGCCUGUGGUGACAAUUCUCGCAAGCGCAUUUCUUUCGGUUCGGAAAGCACUUUUCUUUCGCACCCUUGGUCCGUGCUGCUUAUCUAUAAAAGCGAAAAUAAGUUUCAAUGCGGCGGUACGUUGAUUACGAAGCGUUAUGUGCUGACCGCAGCGCACUGCAUAAAGACAUAUCUCUCUGGCGUUCGUUUGGGCGAACACGAUAUUGAUUUGCCCAUCGAUUGCGAAUUGGAUGAGCUUGGCGAAGAGCAUUGCCUAGCGCCAGUGCUCGAUGUGGGUAUUGAGAAAGUGAUUAAACAGCCGAAAUUUUCAGCAGCGAACUUUAAUAAUGAUAUCGCUUUACUGCGCCUGGAUACACCAAUUGUAUUUAUAAACAGCAUAAAACCCAUUUGCAUACCAGAAUAUCAGAAUCAAGUGGUCGCAAAGGAACAUGGCAUUAUAAGCGGCUGGGGUGCCACAGAAAAUGCAACGUUCUCGCAUACACAUCGUGAGGCUGCCAUACCGAUUAUUUCACGUGAAAAUUGUCAGUCGGUUUAUCGCCGCCGCAGCAUAGAUAACACAAAACUCUGUACGCGUGGCAUUGAGGGCGAAGACACUUGCGACGGCGAUUCCGGUGGGCCAUUGUAUGUACGUGUAGAGGGCGAUGAGGAUGGUAGUGGUCGUAAAUUCCGUUAUAUGCAAGUGGGUGUGAUAUCGCUGGGGUAUCAGCACUGUGGUACGAAACAGAAUACGCCGGCGUUAUAUACGAAUAUAGCAGCUUACUUUGACUGGAUUGCGUUCAAUUUGGAGUUGUGAUAAUGGAAUGAAAUUUUUAAGUAUAUUUUGAAAUGACAUGGGCCUUAAUAAAUAUGCUUAGAAUGUUGGAAAAAUAUUC
Molecule: messenger RNA, 1254 nt
Organism: Anastrepha obliqua
Lineage: Eukaryota; Metazoa; Arthropoda; Insecta; Diptera; Tephritidae
Product: serine protease grass-like
Exons: 5
Coding region: 66-1175 (369 amino acids)
Biological process (GO): proteolysis
Molecular function (GO): serine-type endopeptidase activity
Source: RefSeq, a predicted model, not a curated record